This is a messenger RNA of Camponotus floridanus (Florida carpenter ant), 2955 nucleotides long. RefSeq lists its product as uncharacterized. Bases 241 to 2751 code for a protein of 836 amino acids. Lineage: Eukaryota; Metazoa; Arthropoda; Insecta; Hymenoptera; Formicidae. The transcript has 16 exons. Gene Ontology annotation, biological process: signal transduction. The record is from RefSeq and is a predicted model, not a curated record.
CGCGGUGCGGCAGAUAUAUUCAAUUGAGAUAGUUGCGUUCUGUUGCGCGUCGCGUCUUCACGUUAAUAUACACGUAUUAUUAUUCAUAAUUUUUGUGUUGAACAUGUGUAAUAUAUGAAUUAUAUUAUUAAUUAUCCUCGAUUAACGAUUUAACGAAAAGUUAGUUUAAAUUUAUUUUAAAGUAUUUCUAGGAGAGAGCAGGAUUAUCCUAUCGUCGCGGAUAAAAUUAACUGCGUCAACAUGAACAGCAAGAGUGCAUUACUAGUGCAACGAUGGAUGCUCCAACCGCGCGUGUUACUCAUUCUCAUUUUGCUGCAAUUUAUCAUUCAGUUUUUCACAUCAAUCUAUCUAUACAAGUAUGUCACGAACGUGGAGAGCGAUCUUCGCUUGGUAAAAAGUCAGUAUCCACUGGAGACCGUGGCACUUCCGCGCCGAAGACGCAGCAGUGCAUUACCAAUCGGUGAAGACAAUGCCGUUUCUGACAUAACAAGUAGAAUUCGAGAGGAUAAGGAAAUACAAGGUACAAAGAAAGUAACAGCCUCCCCCAUUAUGGUCUCUGGCUCUGCGUCUUCGCCAACGGCGGCCGGAGGUCAAGACCCAAGCUGGGUCUGGUUGAACGCCGACACACGAAUACAAUUCGAUGCGAUCGAAAAUUUUUGCCGUUCAUCCGCAAAGUAUUGUCCACCGGGCCUCCCUGGUGCUCCUGGAAACCCAGGUCCACCCGGCGAGCCAGGUUUGCCAGGUAUCCAGGGAUUGGUGGGACCGAAAGGACCUCCUGGACAACCAGGUCAUCCUGGCAUCAGAGGACCCAAAGGCGACAUCGGUCCACCGGGAUUCGAUGGAAGAGACGGUGUGCCAGGUGAGCCCGGUUUGGAUGGCAUUCCCGGUAGAAGUGGCAUGGAUGGCACACCUGGCACCAAUGGUAAGCCGGGUAUGAACGGAUCGCCCGGAUCGCCUGGAAGAAAUGGAACAGAUGGAAGACCCGGUCAAAUGGGGCCUCAAGGACCACCGGGACCUCGCGGAGACGUAGGUCCGGUUGGUCGUCCCGGAAUUCCGGGAAAAGACGGCACGCCAGGUAUACAGGCUUACAAAGUGAACAUCAAUGACCACCAUGGUAUACAAGAGAGUAUAUUGAUACCACCAUCCAUCGUAGAGAUUGUACCGUCAUUAAACGCGAGCGAUGUAAUUUCCGUGCAAGAAGGUAACAAUAUACGACUGAGAUGCGCCGCUAGUGGGAAACCGCAACCCGUUAUACAGUGGACCAAAAUAGACGGUUCCACGAUACCCAUGGGAACUUGGCACGUGAGUUCGAUUAUGGGUCAUACUUUUAAUAUCAGCGUGAUAACCCGGGAACAUAUGGGCGAUUAUGUGUGUAACGCUAACAACGGAAUAUCACCCGCAAGUUCCAAAAAGUUUAGACUUCAAGUCAGAUUUCCGCCGUUUAUUCGUAUACGUAACAAAGUGGUUAUCGUACGAAAUCAAAAUCCGGCAAUGCUGGAAUGCGAAGUGGAAGCCUUCCCCGAGCCGGUGGUACACUGGGAACGCGGCGAUGGUCGCCGUUUGAAAAUGUCGGAUAAAUACAGAACGGAGGUUUAUGACAGACGAGAUAAUUACAAGUUGAAGAUGAAGCUAAGAAUCACGAGAGUGACGUCGUCGGAUCAUGGAACUUACUAUUGUGUGGCGAAAAAUGAGCUUGACAUUACCAAAGGAACCUUUAUAGUAAACGAUGACCUUAAAAGUGCAGAGAAACUGAAGUUAGGAAAUGACCAGCACGUUACGUAUGGUCAUCCUAUGCCUCCGAGCGUCGAUCAGGAACAAGAAUUAUGCAGUCCACAAGAAACCUGCACGACAUGCCCAAAGUGCACGUACGCGGGCAUACUGGAUGCACACGUGCACGUUUACCCAUUGCGUGGUAUUAACACUACGCGGAUACCCCAGCUGUUAGCCGAAGGUAUGAUAGAAGCCGUGGGAAAGCCUGUGCUAAAAGGAAGCAUGGACGACUAUUAUGGAAGUUGGAUGCACGACGCGUUCUCCCGACAUCCUCAUGACGUCAUGUCUGAUAAACUCUUUGUAACACGCAAUAACACUCGUGACAUGUCCUACAUCUACGAGUUCAAAUCGAAGGAACAUUUCAAAAAUGAUACGGGUCUUCCGAUAAAAUUGCCCUAUGCUUUUCAGGGUAACGGACAUGUAGUUUACAACAAAUCAUUCUUUUACAAUCCCCAAAAUCGAGCGACGGUCUUUCGAUUUGAUCUCUACUCGGAAUCCGAUUGCAAUCGACAUUUCGUCAAUUGCGAAAUAGAGUUGCCGGGUUUGCAGGUCAAUACUAAGAACUACCUCUAUACGCACAAUUUCACUUAUGUGGAUUUCAAUGUAGACGAAAACGGUUUAUGGGUUAUUUAUGGAUUAGCGUCCAACAAUACAGUAGUGGUGAAAAUUGACCCUGUGAAGAUGAUGAUUCAGUACGCAUGGAACAUCAGUAUCGAUCAUCAUAGAUUCGGAGAGAUGUUUAUCGCGGGAGGAGUGCUUUAUGCUAUACACAGUGUCACCGAAGAAACUAUGAAGAUACGAUUCGCCUUCGAUUUGUCUCGAAACACGAUACGGGAUGUAUCAUUGUCGUUUACGAAUCCGUAUCACAAGACCACAGCAGUUAGCUACAAUCAUAAGACCAAGGAGCUCUAUACGUGGAACAAGGGCAAUCAAUUAGCUUACCCUGUGAAAUAUCGCGACGAAUUGGUCGGAGGCAAUUGAGAGACAAUUUUCUUCGAUAUAUGUGCAUUGUUAAUCACCGUUAAUUAAGGAAUUUUAACAUAUAACAUCUUUUCAUCUUCGAUUUUCUUUAGAGCGUUCUAUUUAUCUUGUAUACAUGCCGAAAAUAAUAAUAAACAAGAUCAAUCAAUAUGCAUAAUUAUUGUUUCUUUAGUUAAUCGCAUAAGUAAAUGUCUAACGAGGGAU